Molecule: messenger RNA, 2190 nt
Organism: Plenodomus lingam JN3
Lineage: Eukaryota; Fungi; Ascomycota; Dothideomycetes; Pleosporales; Leptosphaeriaceae
Biological process (GO): trehalose catabolic process
Cellular component (GO): cytoplasm
Molecular function (GO): alpha,alpha-trehalase activity; calcium ion binding
Source: RefSeq, a predicted model, not a curated record
AUGAGCUCGCAAUACUCGAAGCCUCGCCGAACCUCGACUGCCCUCGACCCUUACGCUGCCCCCCACGUCUACUACGGCGAAAGCCACUCGCGCAAGCACAUUAGGGCGAGGACCUACUCAGCGAACUUGGAACAUUCUGGCCGCAAUGCCCCAAUCACAGAUGGAUUUCCCCAGGGUCGUCGCAUCAGUCACGAUGAGGUUCCUGCGCAGCCACGUCGCUUUCUCGUCCAAGUCGAGCCUACCCUGAAGACGCUUCUCGCCCGCGAGGAUUCGGACUCGAAUUGCCAAAUCACCAUCGACGACAAGGGUCCAAAGGUCAUAUCUCUGGGCACCCUGGCCUCGAAUGCCCACAACAAAUUCGACGUUCGCGGCACUUAUAUGCUGUCCAACCUGCUCCAGGAGCUCACCCUCGCCCAGGACUACGGCCGCAAGACGAUUGUGCUGGACGAAGCACGCCUAAAUGAAAAUCCUGUAAACCGCCUUGCCCGCCUCAUUGAACAUUCUUUCUGGGAUGGCCUUACACGACGCAUCGAUGGCUCCAAUAUCGCCAAAGUCGGCGUCGACCCCAAGGACUGGACGGAUGACCCACGCCCGCGCAUAUACAUCCCCCAGGGCGCGCCAGAGCAGCAUGAAUAUUACAGUCGCAUCGCCAGAGAGCAUCCUGAGAUGCGACUAGAUGUGGUUUGGCUGCAAAAGGAUUGCGACAAUGAAGAGUACGUACGCGACUUGAACAAGGCCCCUGGUCUUCUCGCCAUCGCCAUGGAAGAGUGGAUUGAUCCCGAGACCAAGAAGAAGGAUUUGAGGGGGCUACCCUUUGUCGUUCCUGGCGGUCGGUUCAACGAACUUUAUGGCUGGGACAGCUACAUGGAAUCGCUCGGUCUGCUCGUCAACAACCGGGUCGACUUGGUCAAGUCCAUGGUCAUUCACUUUUGUUUCUGCAUCAAACACUACAACAAGAUCCUCAACGCAAACCGAACCUACUAUCUCUGCCGCUCGCAACCGCCUUUCUUGACCGACAUGGCGCUUCGUUGCUAUGACCGCAUCAAGCACGAACCGGGCGCUCUGGACUUCCUUCGCGAAGCCAUCUUGGCAGCCAUUAAGGAAUACCACUCGGUGUGGAUGUCGGCUCCCCGCUUGGAUCCUGUCACCGGCUUGUCCAGGUACCGACCUGGUGGUAUGGGCGUACCACCCGAGACCGAAGCAACUCACUUCAAGCAUGUUCUCGAUCCCUAUGCUAAGAAGCAUGGCAUGACAUUCGAAGAGUUUGUCGACGCAUACAACUAUCAACGAGUGCACGAGCCUGAGCUCGACAAUUACUUCCUCCACGAUCGGGCUGUACGCGAGUCUGGUCACGACACCUCGUAUCGUCUGGAAAAGGUCGCUGCAGAUCUUGCUGUGGUGGACGUCAACGCACUGCUUUACAAGUAUGAAGUCGACAUUGGACGAUGUAUUCGGAACUUUUUCAAUGAUGCUCUUGAAAUUCCUGCCGAGUUCUGCACAGGCGACAUGAAGCCGGGCCAAGUGGAGAAGUCUGCCGCCUGGGAGCGCCGCGCUAGAAGACGCCGUGCUCAAGUUGACAAGUACCUUUGGGAUGAGGAGGCCGGCAUGUACUUCGACUAUAACACCGUCAAGCAGCAGCGCACCGGCUACGAGAGCGCCACGACCUUUUGGCCCAUGUGGUCUGGUCUCGCAACACCACGACAGGCUAGCAUUCUUAUGGAGAAGGCUUUGCCCAAACUGGAAGUGUUUGGUGGCCUUGUGUCGGGUACAGAAAAGUCACGUGGCAAGGUUGGCUUGGAUCGGCCUAACCGCCAGUGGGAUUAUCCAUUCGGUUGGGCUCCGCAACAGAUCCUUGCGUGGGUCGGUAUGCAGCGCUAUGGGUACGAUGUGGAGGCCCAGCGAUUGGCUUAUCGGUGGCUGUUCAUGGUCACAAAAGCGUUUGUCGACUUCAAUGGUGUUGUCGUUGAAAAGUACGAUGUGACGAGGAAGAUUGAUCCGCACAAGGUGGAAGCAGAGUAUGGAAACCAAGGAAGUGAUUUCAAGGGUGUUCCUCGGGAAGGCUUUGGCUGGGUCAACGCAAGCUACAUCUACGGCCUCACCCUUCUCAACGCACACGAGCGUCGUGCCCUUGGAGCUCUGACUGACUGGGAUACCUAUGCUAAGGCCAUUGCAGACCUGGGCCUGGCAUGA